Ahaetulla prasina is the source of this 7050-nucleotide messenger RNA. RefSeq names its product pleckstrin homology and RhoGEF domain containing G2 (gene PLEKHG2). The record is from RefSeq and is a predicted model, not a curated record. NCBI's taxonomy places the organism in Eukaryota, Metazoa, Chordata, Lepidosauria, Squamata, Colubridae. Gene Ontology annotation, molecular function: guanyl-nucleotide exchange factor activity.
CCUUGACCCCACCCCAAAAUCUCCCCCGGCUCCCCAUUCCCCCCUCUCCCACCCACCCACCCCCGGACCAGCAGCUCCGCAAGAUGUGAGCCCGGGAGAGGCGGAGGAAGGAAGGCGGCUGGGGGGGCUGCCUUGGCCCCUUCCGCACCCAGGCUGGGAAAGGCGGAGAGGAGCGGAGCGGCGAUGGAGGGAAGCGGCGCAGCCCGCCUCGGGGGUCGGCGUGGCGAUUGCUAGGGGACCGCCGGGCGCUGCGAAGACCGGGGUCGUCGGCGCGGACGCCUCCGGGGAUGGGUCGGAGCGAGAAGCCGGGAGGCGAAUUCUUCUGACUCCCGCCCCCUCCCCGCCCUUGCCCAGGAUUGCCCCGGGGCAGCCAUCCCUUCCCAAGCCCGCUCUGGACGCUGGGAGAUCUCCCUGACAGCCUCCGUUUUAUCACUCUCGACACUGCUGUGCAACCCAGCAACCCAGCGUUUGUGACUCCCUCCCUCCCAGGAGAAGUGCCCGGGGACCCCAGCCUCACCAUGCCCGAAGGCGCCUGCCGGGGCAGCACCAAGGAAAGAGGCAUCCCAGCAGCCCCCAGGCCCUCCUCUACCUCCUCGCUGGCUGGAAUCGGGACCAAGAUGGCGUCGGACCCCAUUCUGGGCAGCUGCACGUCGGUGAACACCGUCUGCUCGGACAGCGACCGCCCCGUCAGCCUCAGCUCCUCGGCCUCCUCCGCCUCUUUGCAGGAUGGCUCCAGCGCCUUCGGCAGCAGCAUCGGACUAGGGGGCUGCCCUCCUCCUUACUCCCAGCAAAACGGCAGUGACAUCAGCCUGGAUCUGACCCCCGUGACGCUGCUGGACCGGCUGGCGGACACCCCGGGAGACGGGCAGCAGUGCUGUGGCUGGGCGCCGGGUCCCGGCCGGGCCAAAGAACGCCGGAUCAAGCUGUCCCAUCUGGACCGGGUGGUGCUGGAGAUUGUGGAAACCGAACAGGCUUACGUCCGGGAUCUCAGGAGCAUCGUGGAGGAUUACCUGGGCUGCAUUAUCGACUGUGGACAGGUGUCUCUGAAACCGGAACAAGUCGGCGCUUUAUUUUGCAACAUCGAGGACAUUUACGAAUUCAACAGUGAGCUGCUGGAAGAUCUGGAGAGGAACACCAGUGGCCACGCAAUCGCAGACUGCUUUGUGCAAAGGAGCGAAGAAUUUGAUAUCUACACUUUGUACUGCAUGAACUACCCCAACUCUGUCUCGGUACUCCGGCAAUGCAUGGAGGACGAAUCCCUGGCGAAAUUCUUCCGGGAAAGGCAGGCCACUCUCUCGCACUCACUGCCACUGGAGACGUACCUUCUCAAGCCGGUCCAGCGGAUUCUGAAGUACCAUCUGCUGCUGCAGGAACUAGCCAAACAUUAUGACAAGAGCAGUCCUGGCUAUGACUCGGUGGAAGAGGCCAGCAUCACUAUGACGGCAGUAGCUUGGUACAUCAAUGACAUGAAGCGGAAACAGGAACACGCCAGUCGGCUGCAGGAGAUCCAGGGUUUGCUGGCUGGCUGGACUGGUCCGGAGCUGGGGGCCUUUGGGGAGCUGAUCCUGGAGGGUCAGUUCCGGGUGCCGCGAGCCCGCAAGGAGAGGGUCUUCUUCCUUCUUAGCAAAGUCCUGCUGAUCGCCAAGCGGCGCGGGGAGACCCUCGUCUACAAGAGCCACAUCUUUUGUUGCAACCUGGCGCUCCAGGAGAACACCAAGGACCCUCUGAGCUUCAAAAUCUCGGACCUCUCCAUUCCCAAACAGCAACACACCAUCCAGGUGAGGAACCAGGAAGAGAAGCGGCUUUGGAUUCAUUACCUGAAACGUUUGAUUGUGGAAAAUCACCCGGCCUCGAUUCCCCAGAAGGCCAAGCAAGUCCUCCUGGAAAACAGCUUCCAGGGCUCCCCAGACGGGAUCUUCAGCCCCGAGACCCCCAAGAAGCCCCUGCCUUCUCCUCCGCUGGAUGAGUCCAGGGCCGGCAUUCGUGGCCGGCGGCAAUCGGAGCCUCCGGAGUCUAUGUACAGCCCCGAGAGAAUCCGGCGGAGCUGCCCCAUUUUACAGCUGGAGAAAAGCGGCUCUUAUCGCCGGGGCCGCAGGCAGUCAGAGCCAGCCAAGGAAUCUCAGAUUAUAUUUCAUCCAGCAAACGGGGCCAGGUUAAAGCAUGCGGAUAGCGAGGGAGACCUCUUCCCCACCAGCGAACCCCUCCUCUCCUCCGGCAGCUCCUGCACGCUGGCCUCGGCCAAACCAGAGGAGGAAGCCGAACCCUCAGAUCUGGAAGUGGAGGAGGCCGAAUUCUCCCUGGCGCAAGACCCGCUCACCACCAACCUUUCCAUCACCGAGGAGAUCCUGGAGCUGCUUAGCCAGCGGGGCCUGAACAAGGACACUGGAAAGGAGGGGCCGUUUUGGAGAGAAAGUAGCUCCGAAGCCCCCAGCUUGGCUCUGCAGGAUCCGCGCUCGACCAAGGAUGGCAUAGAAGAACUGGAGGACAAAAUGGAAGAGGAGGAGGAGAACGGGGUCUUCCAGGAGGAGGCCCCCCCUCUCCCUCCCCAAGGGAGCCCUCUCCAAGAAAAGCUGCUCCCCACACUCCCCCACCCCUUCGGCAGCGACUCUUCCGAAGAAGAGGACCUCCACCGACCACAGGAAUCCUCCGGCCCCUCUCCUCUGCACGUCCUGGAAGAUCUCCCCUUGGAGGAGACCAGCAGCUCAGCCUCCAUAGGGCAGGAAGCUGCCCAGGAGGAAAGCCAGACUCCCAGAUCUUCGACCAGGCCUCACUCCUGCCCCAUAACCUCCACAGGUGCCUUCGGCAGCGAGGAGCAAAACACGGAGGCGGACCCCAACCUGACCAGGGCCGACUGGGUUCUGCUGGAGAAGACCCAGAGCUGCUGUCAAAGCAUGGAAAACGGCAAGAAGGGGCCGGAGGUUGCCAAGGAAGAGGGGGCCCCACCCGUUCCCGCCGGGGUGGUGCGAGAGUCCGUCCUGCGGUUCAACAGCAUCUCCAAGCAGCAGGAGGCUCUGGGAGAAGAAGAGGGAGGAACCCAGCUUAGAAGGCUCCGCCCUCAAUCCGGCCAGCUAAACCGGACCCGGAGUCAAUCCUGCAGCAGCCAACAUCUGUCUGUCCCCAAAACCACCACCGGGCGGAGUCGGGCGCUCACAACAAUCAAGCGGAACCAUUCAGAUGCGAGUUGCUUCCCUGCGCAGCCUGAGAGUCCCGAGGGGCAGCAGGCAGAGAAGGGGGACCCCUCUGAUGCUCCCCCAGAAGCUCCGGGGAGAGAAAAAAAGCAGCGGGAGCCGAGCAACGGAUCGGAGGAGGGUCCCGCCGAGCCCGGGUUCCGAUCCUGUGCGGAGAUCCGGCGGGUUUGGCAGGAAAAGGAACGGAGCGCUAAGGACACCCCCAAGAAGGGGGCACAGGGGGUCAGGCAGAGAGUCUUCUGCUCCCCCGAUCGGCCCAUGUACGCCGAGCCCCUCUGCAUCGUGGAGGAUUCGGACUUGGAGGACCCUCUCCGGGGUCCCAGCAAGGAACCGGAUGUCCCCCUGGGGCAGCCGAGGGACGGGUGGGCGAAGGAGGGGCUCCCUGCCUCUGCGGACUUCCUGCCAGCCCUGGGCCUCUAUCAGAGCGACGGGGAGCCCUGCCUUCUGGAGAACUCCGAGCGGAUAAUCAGCAAGGUCCAAGCCUUGGCCAGGAUGUACAGCGACAAGAUCAGCCGGCUGAAAUCCCAGAAGUGGACCUUGGAGAGGCCCGGUGUGCGGCCCCGGGGCCCCCACCAGAAGGCUCUGGGCAGGGGCCAGGAAGCCUUGCAGGAGAGCCGGCCAGGAGGAAGCCUCCCCCAGUGUGAGCCCCAAAUCUACGGCCACGUGCUGAUCCAUGAAUCCCUCCCACGUGUGGUCGGCAUCCAGGAGAACACGCCUCUGGUGGCCGCCACGCGUGAAAUGGCCGUGGUGCUGCAUAGCGACAGACCCUGCCGGCUUCUUUCCCCUCAGAUCCUUUUCUCACUGCAGCACGACUUGCACGAACCGCUGCCCCCUCCUUCGGGGGUCCCCGUGGGAGGAGAAAAGGUCCUCGCGGCCCCCGCAGUGGCAGGAGGAGGAGGAGGAGCAGGGAGCCCCGGGGGUCUCUCGUGGACAGAAGGGCCUUCUUCCACCCUGGGCCCCAGCCCACAGAAGGGCCCUCCCGCACCUUCCAAAGCAUCACCCUGGACGGAGCACGGAGGGAAGAGCAACCGCGGAAACCCACGUCCCUGUGAGCCAGGCUGGAAUAUGGAGGGGGGCAGUCGGCCUUCGGAGGCCAGGCUGCCCCCUAAGAUUUCUGUUGGGGCAGAGCAAGCCAGCCCUGCCCCCCAACCGCAGCAACGUCUCAGUGACCACAAUUCUGACAAUGUUUCCGUCUCUCGGGAGCCCCCCAAGGAGCCCAAGGUCAGGACACUCAACUGCCCCAUUUUCUGCCUGCCAGAGGGGCCCUUGGCGCCAGCCUUGGGAAAGGGCCACUCCCCACCAAGCCAUUCACCCCUUUUUUCGGAGCGUAAGGGACCAGAUCGAGAGGCAACAGGGCUCAGCCAGGAAGCCUCUGGGGGGCUCCACCAGCACCCCCGCAAUCCUCCUGCUGCUUCUGAACCCACCACGGCCACCCAGCCCCUGCCGCUUGACUCCUCCGCUGAGGAACCCCUUCCCGCUGCCCCUGCUGAACUCCCGGCUGGGGUGGAGUCCCCCGUGUGCAUCGCAGGGCAAUGCCCCAGGGUGCCGCUCCCCAAAUUCCUCCCCUCGUCCCCCGUCCGCCGAUGCCUCUCGUCCAGCGCGGCUGCCAUCUCCAGGUACAUCGCCGCCUCCUGCAUCUCUCAAAGUCUGGCCAAGAGGAAUGGCGCCCCCCCCCCUGAGGACCCCCCGGGACCCUGGCUGCCAGCCGACCCCCUGGCUUCGCUCCCCAAGGCGGCACCCAGGCGUCAUCGGAACCCAGGAAAGCCAGAGACGGCGGCCGUCUCCUCCUCCUCUCAGUGCAUUGGCCCUGGACCCUUUCCCUCCCCAUGCAGCCCCCUUGUCGGGACCCCGGCUCUUGAACGAUGCCCCUUCUCCUCUGCCUCGGCCCCCAACUCUCGUGUGCAGUCCCCCGUGAGGCCCAGGAUGUGUUCGCCCCCUCCAGGAGGAGCCCACCCCUGCACUUUCAGGCCUCUGGGGGUCCAUCCGCAGAAGCAUCCCCCUGCCCCCAUGGCCCACCCAGAGCCCUGGACGCCAGGCCUCUCCUGUCCCACGGCCUGCUUGAAAGCCCAAAGGACCUUCCUGCCAUCCGAAGAGCCAGCCCCCAAUGGGGGGCACCAGGAAUCCUUGGGCUCCGAGGCCUCAUCCGGAAGUGGGCCCCACUCCCACGAACUGGGCAGCAUCAGGUGGCCGAACGUCCCGAACCUGUGUUUGAAAUACGUCAACCAAGAGGGGUGGACAGGCGGCUCCCCAAGACUGCAGCUUGAGAUGGGGGAGCACUGCCCCAAACGGGGAGCCCCCUUGAGCCUGGACACGGCUCGGUUCCCCGAGAAGGGUCCUCAGAAGCCCAGUUACUCCACCACCGUCAACAUCCAGAUUGGGUGCAGCGGUCGGAUCUCCUCAUUUAGUAACGCUCAGGUCAGCUUGACGCAUCCUCUCUCGGCCACGCUGGAGCAGCGGAGGGUCAACGGCGGUGGGGCCGAGACGUCCCCUAAACCAGGCACCUGAAGCCAGGAGGCUGGACAUGCCAGCAGAGCCCAACGUCCUGACAGUGCUGGCUGGAACCGGCCCAGACCACGCGGCCCAAGAAGAGGGCGAAGGUGCAGGUGGUGGGUGACCGCCAGCUGAGAGAUUGUCUUCAGGGCACUGAGAAGACAGUGGAGACGCACCAGACUUGCCUCCUUUCUUCUCGCCAGAUCGAGCCUCUGUUGGUCUCAGCGCCUUGAGAGGGAAACCCAGAAGGCCAGGAAGGGACCAAACGGGGUUCACUGGUGGUCGCAGGAAGGCUGGGUGAGGGUUAAGCAAAUCAAACCCUCUUGAGAAAGGGGACGGUUGCCAGUUGCGAUUGUGUUGCUUCCCUUUUUACUGGUUCUGAGUCCUUUGGAAAAGAGACAACUGUCACACGAAGGCCUCUUGGUGCAUUUGUGGGUGAAUGAUGGGGAAGUGAGGAGGGCCCUCUGGGGACACGGCUUUUGAGGUCCUCCACCCAACCUGGAGCACUUGGCAGAAGUGGGGGAGGGGGAGAUAACCAUAGCCCCUGGCAUCUCAUCUUCCACAUUUCCAGAUUCAGAAAGAGGCUGGUUUAGAAGUACAGGUAAUCCUCAACUUAUGACCACAAUGGAGCCCCAAAUUUCCUUUGCUAAAUGAGACAGUUGUUAAGUGAGCUUUGUCCCAUUUUGCGACCUUGCUUGCCACAAUUGUUAAGUGAAUCGGGUUUCCCCAUUGCCUUUGUGGUCGUGCAAGAAUGAUAGGAGUUACUUCUGAGCAACUCUUUCAUUUGUUGCUUGCCUAUUGACAGACUCUUGCCGGACUAAAGCUGCAAUCACUAUUAUACGGUAUAUGAGGUCCUUGACUUAACAACAGUUUAUUUAGUGACUGUUGGAAGCUGUAACGGCACUGAAAAAAGGAACUGAUGACCGUUUUUCACACUUUUGACUGUUGCAGCCUCCGCGUGGUCACGUGAUUAAAAUUCAAACACUUGAUAACUGACUCAUAUUUAUGACCGUUUCAAUGUCAUGGGGGUCACAUGAUCCUCUUUUGCGACUUUCUAAUGAGCAAAAUCAAUGGGGAAGCCUGAUUCACUUAACGACCAUGUGUCUAACUUAAUAACGGCAGCAAUUCACCUAGCAACGGUGGCAAGAUAGGCUGUACAGCAGGGUAAAACUGGACUUUUGUGUCUCAUUUAGCAACCCAAAUUUUGGGCUCAGUCGUGGUCGUAAGCUGAGGACUACCUGUAGCCCUCAGCCGUGUAGCCAGAUUUGGUUUGGAGAAGGGGAUUUUGCUCGGGAGCUCCCAGGCCUCAACUGAUCACUUCCUGGACUGCAUCAAUAAAGGCAGGAUCAAAACAAAUAAGAAUUAACGUGAU